AUGCCCAACUUCUCCGGCAGCUGGAAGAUCAUCCGAUCGGAAAACUUCGAGGAUUUGCUCAAAGUGCUGGGGGUGAACGUGAUGCUGAGGAAGAUCGCCGUGGCGGCGGCAUCGAAGCCGGCGGUGGAGAUCAAGCAGGAGGGAGACACUUUCUACAUCAAAACCUCCACCACGGUGCGCACCACGGAGAUCAACUUCAAGAUCGGAGAGGAGUUCGAGGAGCAGACGGUGGACGGGAGACCCUGCAAGAGCCUGGUGAAAUGGGAGAGUGAGAACAAAAUGGUCUGCGAGCAGAGGCUUUUGAAGGGAGAGGGUCCCAAGACCUCGUGGACCAGGGAGCUGACCAACGACGGGGAGCUGGUCCUGACCAUGACGGCGGAUGAUAUCGUGUGCACCAGGGUCUAUGUCCGAGAGUGA
Messenger RNA from Puma concolor (puma), 417 nucleotides. RefSeq names its product cellular retinoic acid binding protein 2 (gene CRABP2). NCBI's taxonomy places the organism in Eukaryota, Metazoa, Chordata, Mammalia, Carnivora, Felidae. Gene Ontology annotation, molecular function: lipid binding. The record is from RefSeq and is a predicted model, not a curated record.